AUGUUGGAAGCUGUUGAUUCAGGGGAUACAAAAGUGGGAGUUGUGGUCUCGGAGAUACAUUGUCCUCGGUUACAUUCAUUUCAUGUCCGUGCUCACAGGUUGGUGCUAGCCGCUCGGUCUCCUGUCUUCGAAAGCCAGUUCGACGGAGUUGAAGAAGAUCGUGAUAUCGAAGUUACUCACAUGGAGCCUAAAGUUUUCAAGGCUUUGCUACAUUACAUAUACAAAGAUGCUCUCCUCGAAGAUGCAGAGUCGUCAUCGUUUUCACUUUUGAGAUUACCAUCCCCAUUCUAUUAA
Molecule: messenger RNA, 294 nt
Organism: Microthlaspi erraticum
Lineage: Eukaryota; Viridiplantae; Streptophyta; Magnoliopsida; Brassicales; Brassicaceae
Source: the annotation of a GenBank genome assembly